AUGGCGGCGGAGCGGGGAGCCCGGCGACUCCUCAGCACCUCCUCCUUCUGGCUCUGCUGCCUGCUGCUGCUUGGGCGUCCGGCGCCCACCGCGGCCGCCAGGAGCGGCUCCCCGCCGCAGUCCCCAGGAUCCAGCAUUCGAACAUUCACUCCAUUUUAUUUUCUGGUGGAACCAGUGGAUACACUCUCAGUUAGAGGCUCUUCUGUUAUAUUGAACUGUUCAGCAUAUUCUGAACCUUCUCCAAAGAUUGAAUGGAAGAAAGAUGGAACUUUUUUAAACUUAGUAUCAGAUGACCGACGCCAGCUUCUCUCAGAUGGGUCUUUAUUUAUCAGCAAUGUGGUGCAUUCCAAACACAAUAAACCUGAUGAAGGUUAUUAUCAGUGUGUGGCCACUGUUGAGAGUCUUGGAACUAUUGUCAGCAGAACAGCCAAGCUCACAGUAGCAGGUCUUCCAAGAUUUGCCAGCCAACCAGAACCUUCUUCAGUUUAUGCUGGGAACAGUGCAGUUCUGAAUUGUGAAGUUAAUGUAGAUUUGGUCCCAUUUGUGAGGUGGGAACAGAACAGACGGCCUCUUCUUCUGGAUGAUAGGGUUAUCAAACUUCCAAGUGGAACGCUGGUUAUCAGCAACGCUACUGAUGGAGAUGGGGGACUUUAUCGCUGUAUAGUUGAAAGUGGUGGGCCUCCAAAGUAUAGCGAUGAAGCUGAAUUGAAAGUUCUUCCAGAUCCUGAGUUCACUUCAAACUUGGUAUUUUUGAAACAACCUUCUUCCUUAGUCAGAGUCAUUGGUCAGAGUGUGGUGUUACCGUGUGUUGCUUCGGGACUUCCUACUCCAACCAUUAGAUGGAUGAAAAAUGAGGAGGCACUGGACACAGAAAGCUCUGAAAAACUGGUGCUGCUGGCAGGUGGUAGUCUGGAGAUCAGUGAUGUUACUGAGGAUGAUGCGGGGACUUAUUUUUGUAUCGCUGAUAAUGGAAAUGAAACAAUUGAAGCUCAAGCAGAGCUUACAGUACAAGCCCAACCCGAAUUCCUGAAACAGCCUACUAAUAUAUAUGCUCAUGAAUCAAUGGAUAUUGUAUUUGAAUGUGAAGUGACUGGGAAACCAACUCCAACUGUGAAGUGGGUGAAGAAUGGGGAUAUGGUUAUCCCAAGUGAUUACUUUAAGAUUGUAAAGGAACAUAAUCUUCAAGUUUUGGGGCUGGUGAAAUCAGAUGAAGGGUUCUAUCAAUGCAUUGCUGAGAAUGAUGUUGGAAAUGCACAAGCUGGAGCCCAACUGAUAAUCCUUGAACAUGCACCAGCCACAACAGGACCACUGCCUUCAGCUCCUCGGGAUGUCGUGGCCUCCCUGGUCUCUACCCGCUUCAUCAAAUUGACGUGGCGCACACCUGCAUCAGAGCCUCAUGGAGACAACCUUACCUACUCUGUCUUCUACACCAAGGAGGGGAUUGCUAGGGAACGUGUUGAGAACACCAGUCGCGCAGGAGAAAUGCAGGUGACCAUUCAAAACCUGAUGCCGGCGACUGUGUACAUCUUUAGAGUUACGGCUCAAAAUAAGCAUGGCUCCGGAGAGAGUUCAGCUCCGCUCCGAGUAGAAACACAGCCCGAGGUUCAGCUCCCUGGCCCAGCACCUAACAUCCGGGCAUACGCAGCUUCACCGACUUCUAUCACUGUCAGUUGGGAAACACCAUUGUCUGGCAAUGGGGAAAUUCAGAAUUACAAAUUGUACUACAUGGAAAAAGGGACUGAUAAAGAACAGGAUGUUGACGUUUCAAGUCACUCCCAUACCAUUAAUGGGUUGAAAAAAUACACGGAGUAUAGUUUCCGAGUGGUGGCUUACAACCGACAUGGUCCAGGAGUGUCCACAGAGGAUGUGGCUGUUCGGACGCUGUCAGACGUUCCCAGUGCUGCUCCUCAGAAUCUGUCCUUAGAAGUAAGAAAUUCAAAGAGUAUUGUGAUUCACUGGCAACCCCCUCCUCCAGCCACACAAAAUGGCCAGAUUACUGGCUACAAGAUUCGCUACCGGAAGGCCUCCCGAAAGAGUGAUGUCACCGAGACCUUGGUACCUGGGACACAGUCGUCUCAACUGAUUGAAGGUCUCGAUCGGGGGACUGAGUAUAAUUUCCGAGUGGCUGCUUUAACAGUCAACGGUACUGGCCCGGCUACUGACUGGCUGUCUGCUGAAACUUUUGAAAGUGACUUAGAUGAAACUCGUGUUCCUGAAGUGCCUAGUUCUCUUCACGUCCGGCCGCUGGUCACUAGUAUUGUAGUAAGCUGGACUCCUCCAGAGAAUCAGAACAUUGUGGUCAGAGGUUACGCCAUCGGCUAUGGCAUUGGCAGCCCUCAUGCCCAGACCAUCAAAGUGGACUAUAAACAGCGCUACUAUACCAUCGAAAAUCUGGAUCCCAGCUCUCACUACGUGAUAACCCUGAAAGCCUUUAACAAUGUGGGUGAGGGCAUCCCCCUGUACGAGAGUGCUGUGACCAGACCUCACACAGACACUUCUGAAGUUGAUUUAUUUGUUAUUAAUGCUCCAUACACUCCAGUGCCAGAUCCCACUCCCAUGAUGCCCCCUGUGGGAGUUCAGGCUUCCAUUCUGAGUCAUGACACCAUAAGGAUCACAUGGGCGGACAAUUCACUGCCCAAACACCAGAAGAUCACAGAUUCCCGGUACUACACAGUCCGAUGGAAAACCAACAUCCCAGCGAACACCAAGUACAAGAAUGCAAAUGCAACCACUUUAAGUUACUUGGUGACUGGUUUAAAAGCAAAUACACUGUAUGAAUUCUCUGUGAUGGUGACCAGAGGUCGAAGAUCAAGCACAUGGAGUAUGACAGCCCAUGGGACCACCUUUGAGUAUGUUCCUACUUCUCCACCCAAGGAUGUGACAGUUGUGAGUAAAGAGGGAAAACCCAGGACCAUAAUUGUAAAUUGGCAACCUCCCUCAGAAGCCAAUGGCAAAAUUACAGGUUACAUCAUAUAUUAUAGUACGGAUGUGAAUGCAGAGUUACACGACUGGGUUAUUGAGCCUGUUGUGGGAAACAGGCUGACUCACCAGAUACAAGAGUUAACACUUGACACACCAUAUUACUUCAAAAUCCAAGCUCGAAACUCAAAGGGCAUGGGGCCCAUGUCUGAAGCUGUCCAGUUCAGAACACCUAAAGCGGACUCCUCUGAUAAAAUGCCUAAUGAUCAAGCCUCAGGGUCUGCAGGAAAAGGAAGCCGGCUGCCAGACCUAGGAUCCGACUACAAACCUCCAAUGAGCGGUAGUAACAGCCCACAUGGAAGCCCCACCUCUCCCUUGGACAGUAGCAUGCUGCUGGUCAUCAUUGUUUCUGUCGGCGUUGUCACCAUUGUGGUGGUUGUGGUCAUUGCUGUCUUUUGCACCAGGCGCACCACCUCUCACCAGAAAAAGAAACGAGCUGCUUGCAAAUCAGUGAACGGCUCCCACAAGUACAAAGGGAACUCCAAAGAUGUCAAACCCCCGGACCUCUGGAUCCAUCAUGAGAGACUGGAGCUGAAACCCAUCGAUAAGUCUCCAGACCCAAACCCUAUCAUGACUGAUACUCCAAUUCCUCGUAACUCUCAAGAUAUCACACCAGUUGACAAUUCCAUGGACAGCAACAUCCAUCAAAGGCGGAAUUCUUACAGAGGGCAUGAAUCAGAGGACAGCAUGUCUACACUGGCUGGAAGGCGGGGAAUGAGACCAAAAAUGAUGAUGCCCUUUGACUCCCAGCCACCCCAGCCUGUGAUUAGUGCCCAUCCCAUCCAUCCCCUCGAUAACCCUCACCAUCAUUUCCACUCCAGCAGCCUCGCUUCUCCAGCUCGCAGUCAUCUCUACCACCCGGGCAGCCCGUGGCCCGUUGGCACAUCCCUGUCCCUUUCAGACAGGGCCAAUUCCACAGAGUCCGUUCGAAAUACCCCCAGCACUGACACCAUGCCAGCCUCCUCGUCUCAAACAUGCUGUACUGAUCACCAGGACCCUGAAGGUGCUACCAGUUCCUCUUACUUGGCAAGCUCCCAAGAGGAAGAUUCAGGCCAGAGUCUUCCUACAGCCCACGUGCGCCCUUCCCACCCAUUGAAGAGCUUUGCUGUGCCGGCAAUCCCACCCCCAGGCCCUCCCACCUAUGAUCCCGCGCUGCCAAGCACACCGUUACUAUCCCAGCAAGCUCUGAACCAUCACAUUCACUCGGUGAAGACGGCCUCCAUUGGGACUUUAGGAAGGAGCCGGCCUCCGAUGCCAGUGGUGGUGCCCAGUGCCCCUGACGUGCAGGAGACCACAAGGAUGCUGGAGGACUCUGAGAGUAGCCAUGAGCCAGAUGAGCUGACCAAAGAGAUGGCGCACCUGGAAGGGCUCAUGAAGGACCUGCACGCCAUCACGACAGCCUGAGACCCCGCCCGACUGCACACCUGGGCCGAGAAGUCGUGGUUCAGAGCCUGGAAAGCAAGGAUUGUACAGAGCACGUGAGGCCAGCACUUAAGAACACAGAGCGAGCGGGCAGACCAGCCGGCGCCCCUGCGUGGGGCCGGCUCCAGGCACGGCCACCUGCCUUCUCCUGGUCAGCCUGGAAGAAGCCCGUGUCAAGGCGGCUUCCCUUUGCCUGCUGAUACCCUGCAGGACUGGGCACCAUGGGCCAAAAUUUUGUGUCCGGGGAAGAGGCAAGAAGCGCACCGUACAUUUCAUUUUGUGGUCAGGCUGUGUCUUCGUACUGCAGCCGCGUCGCCUUCAUGGAGUGUAGACAUUGGCAUUCACGUACAGUUUUAUUUGUGUCCUAUUUUAUUUUACCUUCGAAAGAAAAACACUAUCAAAAACCAAGGGAGUCCAUGGUGUUCUCCACAAGUGGUUGACAUUUGACUGCUUGUCUGAAUUACGUAUGGAAAGUCAUUGACAAUGUGGGUUGUUCCAGGGGUUGGCUUGUUUUUUGUUCUUAUUUUUGAAUUCCGAGUCAUUGCAUCCUCUACCAGCUGUUAAUCCAUCACUUUGAGGGAGGGAGGAAAUGUUGCAUUGCUGUUUGUAAGCUUUUUUAUUAUUUUUUAUUAUAAUUAUUAAAGGCCUGACUUUUCUCCUC
Molecule: messenger RNA, 5062 nt
Organism: Enhydra lutris kenyoni (northern sea otter)
Lineage: Eukaryota; Metazoa; Chordata; Mammalia; Carnivora; Mustelidae
Product: neogenin 1
Exons: 29
Coding region: 1-4383 (1460 amino acids)
Biological process (GO): cell-cell adhesion
Cellular component (GO): membrane
Molecular function (GO): protein binding
Source: RefSeq, a predicted model, not a curated record